Messenger RNA from Paramecium primaurelia, 448 nucleotides. The record is from the annotation of a GenBank genome assembly. Lineage: Eukaryota; Ciliophora; Oligohymenophorea; Peniculida; Parameciidae.
AUGGUUGUGUUAAAAUUUUUGAUAAACUAUAAUGAUAUAAAAAAAAUAUUUAGCUUGUUAGUGGUCAUAGUCGAACUGUCCUAUCAGUCUGUUUCUCUCCUAAUGGAAAUACAUUAGCCUCUGGUAGUGCUGAUUAGUCUAUCCGUCUUUGGGAUGUAAAAACAGGAUAAGAAAUUAACUCCCCUAAUUAAAUCUACAAAGAUAGUUUUGCAUAAUUUAAGAUUCCACUCCAAAAACAGAGCUAUAUUACCGAAUGUACUAUUUAUCUCCUAUCAUAAUUUUAGCUUCCAAUUACAUCACUACCCUCUUAAUAUCUUAAUCCGCUAUAUUCUAAGCAUAAGGAGCACUUGUUCUUAAAGGAGAAUUCAUUAAUCAUCAAGGCACUGAUUUGAGACCUUUAUUGAAAUCCAAAGGUAGUUGCUUUUUGGAAGACCUUAAGUAACAGUGA